Babjeviella inositovora NRRL Y-12698 is the source of this 1785-nucleotide messenger RNA. RefSeq lists its product as uncharacterized. Gene Ontology annotation, biological process: regulation of fatty acid beta-oxidation; protein processing. The transcript has a single exon. Bases 1 to 1785 code for a protein of 594 amino acids. Gene Ontology annotation, cellular component: peroxisome. NCBI's taxonomy places the organism in Eukaryota, Fungi, Ascomycota, Pichiomycetes, Serinales. Gene Ontology annotation, molecular function: serine-type endopeptidase activity. The record is from RefSeq and is a predicted model, not a curated record.
AUGAACUACCAGUGGUUAUAUACCCCGGUGACGGUCCACUCCCGUUCAAAUCCGUAUGCCAGCUCGAAGGUGGCACCCGCUGACCGUGCAUAUGAAAAUGCCACUUCAGGGAUAUAUCUUAUUCUAGCUGAUACGGCGCUCAGAUCGGUUUUAACUGAAGUUGUGGUUACAAUAUACAGUAUAGCUGAUUCUAGUAUUGCUAACUACGAUUUUAAAAUGACCUGCCUGGGCUUAAUCGACACAGAGGUGGCUCGUUGGGUGAAGUUGAAGCACCUCAUGUCCGAAACCCUCAUCGGGCACUCAGAUGCUACGGUCGUCCCUGCAUCAUACUUAUGCAAAUGGAUCCAGCAAAUGCGAGGUUCGGGGUUUCAAUUAGGAGAUAGCUCCUGGUCUGGGAAAUCCGUUUAUCUCUCCAUGUUCAAGCCGAUGGUCAGCGUCACCACAGCAAUCCCUCACUUUGAUUCUUUCUCUCCCUUUACUUUACUUACAGGUGAGAAGAUUGAUGUCAAAACAGAGUUCAUCGUUCAAGCCGUUCCUUUCAGUGUUUCCAAUGCGCCUCUUUUCAUGAACCAUUGGCUCGAGGGGACCGUCUGUGGCACUAUCGGAACGAACGGCAAGGUAGUUGUCUAUUUGAGCGACUUAAAAUACAUGGAAAAUAUGAUUGGUGGUCUUGUGUCGAAACGGUCUGAAGAGCUGUCACUAGGGAUGGUAGUAGGCCCCCUUACAAAGCUCAACGGCGAGGGUGAGCUACUUGUGAUCGUAGCACUCGAUUAUCUAUUGCCAAUACUAAAGCCAGCGUUGGUAAGAACCAUGCCUCCACUGAUGACAUCGGACUUUUACCUCCUGAACCUUCUCUCCCAGUACCGCUUUGCUGAUGAAACCAAUUCGCCAAUAGCGCCAGAUAAGGGGUAUAAUCCUGUAAAUUCUGUCAUCGGGGUUGUGGUUGUCACACCACAGGGUCGUUACUGGGGAUCAGCAGUGGUUAUCUCUUACAAAUUGAUUAUAACAAAUCAUCAUGUUUUGUACCCGGAAGGGUCCCAGAAGAGAUGCACCAUAAUUUUGGUGUGCCCUUACUCCUCGGAAGUGCUAGAGCUCCAGAAUAUAGAUGAUCUGAACACUUACUCGAUUGGGGGAAAUUCUGCAAGCUGUGAGAUAUCCACACCCUUGAUGGGAGUUGAUAUGAGUUUUAUCAGCCUAUCCACUGGCACUAGAUUCUUUCAGUGCGUUGAAACUGCUAGACUAUCCAAUUCUUUGGUGUCAUUUCGUGAGGGUGAUUCGGUAGAGUCGAUCGGAUACGGACUAUACUUUCCAUACAAGGCCGCAAACGGACUGAGAGAAGCCAUAAGCGAAAAAUUGAAUAGUUCCCAGCCAUUGGUGUCAAGAGGAAUUAUCUCAAAAAUUCAGUCGGUUCCCUUAUUUGAGGGAGAUGGAAAUCCUACGCCCUCCAUGAUGAUUGCCAGUGCAUCGUGCUGGAACGGUUCUUCCGGCGGAGGCAUCUUUCACUCACAAACUCGGCAAUUGUUGGGGAUUAUGGCAAAUAACGGAAAGGUGUUAGAAACCGGUGAAAUUCUUCCAAAGUUUUGCGUAGCAGUUCCCGUUGAUUUGAUCUUGGCAGGGAUUGAAAUAGGUGGUUUUGGAACUACUCAAGAUCUGAUGGUUAUAAGAAACGAGGCGAGGGGGAGGCGAGACUUUGGCCGUUCUCGUAAGGCUAAUCCGAGACUCCUCAAAUUAUGGCGCUUGGAGAAAAUUCACGAGGAGGUUCUGACUGAAAAUGGAAAGUUGUGA